UAGUUUUAUUUUCUAUUUAUUUGAACCUACUUGAAAAUGAAAAAGCUAUAUUUCUUAAGUAAUUACAGAAAUUUCUUCAAAAAUGCUUGGGCAACAAGAUGUUACAGUAAUUCUACUAAAAAUAAUGUCAAUGAAAUGGAAAAUAUUCGUAAUAUUGGUAUUUUAGCGCACAUUGAUGCAGGUAAAACAACGACAACAGAAAGAAUGCUGUUUUACUCAGGCACCAUCAGAUCUAUGGGAGAGGUGCAUCAUGGGAAUACCGUCACAGAUUACAUGGAACAAGAGAGGCAAAGGGGAAUCACAAUCACUUCUGCAGCAGUAACAAUCCCUUGGAGAGGAGGGCAGAUCAAUCUAAUAGAUACACCAGGACACAUAGACUUCACAAUGGAGGUCGAACAGAGUUUGGCUGUUCUCGAUGGUGCAGUUAUAGUUCUAGAUGGAUCUGCCGGUGUCGAAGCACAAACAUUAACAGUGUGGAGACAGGCCAGCGGGUACAGAGUACCUCGGAUACUUUACUUAAACAAGAUGGACAGGAAUGACGCAUUCGUGGAGGCUUGCGUGAACUCGGUCACAGAGAAACUGCAAGCCACGCCUCUGCUACUACACCACACCGUUAGGCACGAAGGACGACUCAUUGGACUAAUAGAUUUAAUAAACCUAGAAGAGAUAAUAUGGACUCAAGGACGAGGACAGAAGUUCACUCGAAGAAAACUGACGGAGAAAGACGACGGUCACAAAUGGGAGGCGGCCGUUACUGACCAUAGACAACUCGUGGACACUCUCUCCUCCAUAGACGAUGAGAUAGCAGAGACAAUCAUAAACAACGAGUCUUUGGAGUUGAGCGCACGCGACAUAGAGAAUGCGGUCAGAAGAUCUACUAUUAAAAUGAAAGCUUUUCCCAUUUUGUGUGGAAGUUCUUAUAAAAAUAUAGGGGUUCAAACCUUGAUGGACGGUGUCAUGUCAUAUCUUCCAAGUCCCCUGGAGGGACACGAGCUGUAUAAAUGUUUCGGUGAGGAGUUAGCGGGCAGGGCUUUCAAAGUGAUCCACGACGACCAGAGGGGAGUGCUGACCUUCGUGAGGAUGUACAGCGGCGAGAUGAAGAAGGCGCAGAAGAUCUACAACCUUGGACAGGACAGAAGCGAGCAGACAGGAGCGCUGUACGUGGCGUUGGCUGACGAGUACCGACCGGUGGAGUCGGUGGCCGCGGGCAACAUCGCCGUCGUGGGCUCGCUCAAGGCGACCAUGACGGGGGACCUGGUCACGUCCACACAAGCGGCGGCCAACAGGGCCCGGGGUCGGCUGGCGGCGUUGCUCCGCCUCCCCGGGCGGGUGGAGGAGCUGAUGCUGCCCAGCGCCAAGCAGAGGCUGCAGGCUCUCGACUCUGAACCAGAGCCUGAGGAACUUGCAGAAAUUCUGCUCGGCAUCGGCACCACCGUCCCCGAGCCCGUGUUCCUGUGCUCCAUCGAGCCCCCCAGCGCCAUGCACCAGGCGGCGCUGGAGACGGCGCUGGAGCAGCUGCAGCGGGAGGACCCGAGCCUUAGGGUCAACGCGGACGACGAAAGCGGACAGAUCGUAUUGGCCGGUAUGGGCGAGCUCCACCUGGAAAUCAUAAAGGAGCGCAUCAUCAGAGAGUACAAGAUAGACGUGGAGCUGGGCCCGCUGCAGAUAGCGUACCGGGAGGCGCUGGUCUCUUCCGGCAAGAACACGCUCACUGUGGACAGGAAGAUCGGCGGCGCCAGACAGCAGCUCAAGGUCACCAUGUCCGCCAAGACCGUCAAGGGAGUCGCUCAGGAUAAGAUCCUCAGACUAGAUAAGACGGCUGAGAGCGCGUCGAACCUCGCGCAUCUACACCCGCGGCAGCUGCAGGCCGUGCGGCAGGGGGUCGCCGCCGCGCUGCUGCACGGGCCCAAGCUCGGCUGUCCGGUGGUGGACGUGCAGGUGACGCUGCACUGGUUCGAGUCCGGGCGCGGCACCUCCGACUCCGUGGUGACGGCGUCCGUUGCACAGUGCUUGAGAAAGGUGUUCGAAGAGGCGGACUCGAUCCUCCUGGAGCCGGUGAUGUCACUGGAGGUGGUGUGUCCCGAGACGCACUCCCAGAGGGUGCUGGCCGACCUCUCGCGGCGGAGGGUCGAGGUGCAGCACAUCCAGCUGCGACAACACAACAAGGUGAUAGAGUGCAUAGCUCCGCUGUCGGAGGUGGUGGGCUACUCGUCGACGCUGCGCUCGCUGAGCUCGGGGCUGGCCACCUUCUCCAUGCAGUUCCACUCGCACCGCCAGAUGGCGCCGCAACACGAGCAGCUCGCCGUCAAGAACGUCACCGGAUUCUAGACCUCGCGCUGCUAUCCACUGUGAGCUUAGUGAGAGCUUUUUAACGGUCUCGAUAACGUAAAAGUUAACUCAAAUUUGUAUGGAGUUGUAACGUUUGCCUACAUCUGCCGCUAGAGGGCGCUGUUCCAACUGCAUACAAAUUUGAGUUAAC
Messenger RNA from Bombyx mandarina (wild silkworm), 2479 nucleotides. RefSeq names its product mitochondrial ribosome recycling factor 2 (gene mRRF2). Gene Ontology annotation, biological process: ribosome disassembly; mitochondrial translation. NCBI's taxonomy places the organism in Eukaryota, Metazoa, Arthropoda, Insecta, Lepidoptera, Bombycidae. Gene Ontology annotation, molecular function: GTPase activity; GTP binding. The record is from RefSeq and is a predicted model, not a curated record. Gene Ontology annotation, cellular component: mitochondrion.